Messenger RNA from Aspergillus ochraceoroseus IBT 24754, 799 nucleotides. RefSeq lists its product as uncharacterized. The transcript has 4 exons. The record is from RefSeq and is a predicted model, not a curated record. Lineage: Eukaryota; Fungi; Ascomycota; Eurotiomycetes; Eurotiales; Aspergillaceae. Bases 62 to 799 code for a protein of 245 amino acids.
GCUCUUUCUAACAUAUUACUUGAAUCAUGUGUUCGUCACUCUGCAAUCUCGCCCCCGAGGUAUGUCGCCCAAUAUCCCCCUUCAGCGCACAACACUCAUAGAACCCAUAGAUUUCAGCCAGCACGUCCACCACAAGAUACUUCAGCAUAAUUCUUCAGCCGCCCUGUCCAAACUCGGUCUCAUCAUAUCGGACCCAGCGUGCAUGAAAACGCAUGAGAAGCUCGGGUUUACUUUCGGAGGCUUUGUGCUCUCACCGCAGGAUAUGAGGCAUCGAUCCUCUUCGAGUGAUUUAGAGCCCUGCUACAGCAGAUUAAUUAUCUCUGAAGAUGCCGAUCAGCCCUGUCUGGAUCCUUUCACCAGCAUCCCAAUUUAUUUGGACGAUUUAGACCUACUCUACCAGCUGUGUUAUUGUCUUCGUUGUCGGCGCACGCACAUGGCUGGAAACCCACGCAGCCACCACCCCGGUGAGCAACAGCAAGGCACUAUCCGACUCUGGAAGAGGUCGUCUGGGCCGGAUGUUCACCUGACGUUGCUUUUCUUUUUUCGGUGCAAAGAUAUUGCUGCAUACCUGAUGAUGCUCACCACCAGAUCUCGUCACCGCACCCAUAUUUCUCUCAGUCUGAACCUUAUUCCACCUAAUAAGCGGGUUCUUGCCCACCGCGAAGUUCCUGUGUCACAACGUCAAGUACUUACGGCUUCUCUUUACGCCCGGCAGAGGUGCACGAAGAUGGCCGGAAUUCCUUCUUCUAAGAUGCACUCGAGCCGAACAAGUCCUGGUGGUGCAGGUCUAGGGCAGUAG